Messenger RNA from Komagataella phaffii GS115, 792 nucleotides. Its product is annotated as 40S ribosomal protein S2. The transcript has a single exon. Gene Ontology annotation, molecular function: structural constituent of ribosome; RNA binding. The coding region runs from base 1 to 792 and encodes 263 amino acids. Gene Ontology annotation, biological process: translation. Gene Ontology annotation, cellular component: cytosolic small ribosomal subunit; ribosome. The record is from RefSeq and is a predicted model, not a curated record. Lineage: Eukaryota; Fungi; Ascomycota; Pichiomycetes; Pichiales; Pichiaceae.
AUGUCUCAAGCACCAGCAUCAGCUCAACAAGGAUCAGCCCCACAAGGCCAAAGACAAUUUGGUGGCGCCCGUGGAGGUAGAAGAGGACCAAAGAGAGGACCAAGAAGAGGUGAGGAAGAGAAGGGUUGGACCCCAGUCACCAAGCUUGGUAGAUUGGUAAAGGCCGGUAAGAUCACCUCCAUCGAGGAGAUUUACUUGCACUCUCUCCCAGUCAAGGAAUUUCAAAUCAUCGACCACUUAUUGCCUGACUUGAAGGAUGAGGUCAUGAAGAUCAAGCCUGUUCAAAAGCAAACCAGUGCCGGUCAAAGAACCAGAUUCAAGGCUGUUGUCGUUAUUGGUGACUCCAACGGUCACGUUGGUUUGGGUAUCAAGACUGCCAAGGAAGUUGCUACCGCUAUUAGAGCCGCUAUCAUCAUCGCUAAGCUGUCUAUCAUUCCAGUCAGAAGAGGUUACUGGGGUUCCAACUUGGGUGCCCCUCACUCUUUGGCUUCUAAGACCUCUGGUAAGUGUGGUUCCGUUUUGGUCAGAAUCAUUCCUGCCCCAAGAGGUUCCGGUAUUGUUGCCUCUCCAGCCGUUAAGAAGAUGAUGCAACUGGCCGGUGUUGAAGAUGUUUACACUUCCUCCGGUGGUUCCACCAGAACUUUGGAGAACACUUUGAAAGCUGCCUUCAUUGCCAUUGGUAACACUUACGGUUUCUUGACCCCAACUUUGUGGGACGACUACGAGUUGUCCGAGUCUCCUCUCGACGUUUACGCCGACGAGGCCUCUGCUUCUUACAGAAAGAGAUAUUAA